This is a messenger RNA of Pygocentrus nattereri (red-bellied piranha), 2163 nucleotides long. RefSeq names its product otolith matrix protein (gene otomp). Lineage: Eukaryota; Metazoa; Chordata; Actinopteri; Characiformes; Serrasalmidae. The transcript has 10 exons. Bases 133 to 1251 code for a protein of 372 amino acids. Gene Ontology annotation, biological process: iron ion transport. The record is from RefSeq and is a predicted model, not a curated record. Gene Ontology annotation, cellular component: recycling endosome; plasma membrane; early endosome.
UUUUACCAUAAGGGGCAGGUGGCUAGUUCCAGUUCCUCAGUUCAAUGUAGAGGAGAUGGGAAGUUUAAAAAUUUCAUUGACAGUACCCUUGUGGCUCUAAGAGCAUUUUGGACGCUGCUGCUCAAAGGUAACAUGGACCAAACAACCGGACACCUGCUGGCUCUGGCUUUCCUCUUGCUUGUAAAGGUCGGCAUGUCCAGUCAGAACAACAUCAUCACUUGGUGUGCAGUGUCCGAUGCGGAGGAGCAGAAGUGUCUGGAUCUGGCCGGGAACGCCACAGCCCAGAAUAUUCGUGGGAAACUGCAGUGUGUGCGCGGCCAGAGCCCUACAGACUGCAUGCAGAGAAUUAAGAAUGGCACAGCAGAUGCAGCCUCUAUGUACCCUGAUGAGAUCUAUACUGCUGGAGUUUGCUAUGGGUUAGAUGUUGCAGUAGGAGAGUCUUACAAUGGAAUGGAUGGCAUUAAUUACUACGUAGUGGCCUUGGCCCGAAGAUCAUCCGGUGACCUGUCGCUGCUGGAGAUGCAUGAGCGGAGUUCGUGUCAUCCUGGGAUCCGGACCACCGUGGGUUGGACCGUGCCCAUUGGCUUCCUGGUCAAUACAUCGCAGAUUAGCGUAAACGAACAGUGUAAUUUCCCCCAUGCGGUGGGAGAUUUCUUUGGUUACAGCUGUGUCCCAGGAGCAAAGGACCCAGAGCACGACCCCAAAGGCACCAAUCCCAGAAACCUGUGUGAAGCCUGCAUAGGGGACGAGAAUGACCGGCACAUCUGUGCCAACAACCCUCGAGAACGACACUACGGAGAGGCAGGGGCUCUCAGAUGUGUGGCAGAAAACCUUGGAGAUGUGGCCUUCGUAAAACACACCACAGUCUUCGACAACAUGAACGGUAAAAAUCAGGAGUCGUGGGCUCUGGACCUGGAGCUGGAGGACCUGAAGCUGCUUUGCCCGGAUGGAGGCGAGGCCUCGCCCUCCCAGCACAAGCACUGCCACCUGGCCGUGGUGCCCGCCAACGCUGUGGUGGUGCGUCUGGAGGAUAAGUGCCGCGUUUACAAGUUCCUGGAACGUGUGCAGAAUGUGUUUGCCAACAGCACGCAGGGUUUCUCCCUCUUCAGUUCGGCAGGGUACGGUCAGCCAGAUGUAAUGUUCAGUGACUCCACUCAGAAGCUGCUGAGGGUCAUGGGCACCUACCCAUCCUGGCUGGGGCCCAGCUACACCACUAUGCUUCAGGCAUUUGAAUGCGAAGGUUUGUGCUGAUGUGAUCGAAAGCCUGCACACCUCCGCACUGUCAUUCUCUCCCACCUCCCAUAUCUCCUGUAUUUUCCCUCUGUCUUACACCGACCCCUCCAACCAGCUUAAAGAGUGCCGCAGGCUGUACCUAUGCCAAAGGCCAGUUAGCUCCCAUGCUUCAUAGCCUCCCUCCUUUCUUCUCUCUUCUGCUAGUGACUAAACACAGCACAUUAGCUAUACUGUUGCCAAUCUAGGCCACUUGAUCUGCUAUUUCAUGAUGGAAGAAGGUCGACGCCAGCAGGCCAUGAUUUCCAGGGAGGGGGAGCAGCCACCACAUUAUGAAGGGAUUCAUUCUUUUGAGCCAAGACUGUGUUACAUGUGCUUCAAAUCCAUGCAAUUCAAUAUCGGCUAAUACUAAUGGUGGCCUGCUGAUCUAAUGGUUCUCGACUCUGGUCCUGGGGGCCCACUGCUGAGUCUAAAGCCUUAUUCGAGCUGGAUUAGUUUUGCCUGGGGGGAUACUAUAAUUUCAGUGAUUACCAAAGAUUUUAAUUUAAUAUUAAUCUGCAAUGCAUGUAGUUGUUACAUUCAGAUAGUAAUAAUUGCAGAGUGAAUGGGCUUCUGCCCCCUCAUCAGCCCCUGUAGCAGAGCCCCCUCAGCAGGCAUGUUCCACUUUGUAGUAAUGGAAAAACAAGGCCCGCUAAUAGACCCACAAUUUGGCAGAUGGAAGACUAGCAUGUGCGUAGCAUGACUUUAUGCAGUUCCUCUAUUCAAACACCAAGCCAUUUUUAUACCAUGUUUUUCAUGCACCGUGUUGUUAUUGUCAUUGAGUGUGGUGUCAAUUGCUUAAUGCUAAUGUUAGCAUAAAAAUUCAGGUAAUAUCACCAUUCAGAUUAUAUAUCACCUAAAAUAGUGAUUUGGAUUGGGUGUAGCCCUUCUUCU